ACGGCCCAUGACAUAACUUCUACUGCCAGAUCACAUCAGUCUUCAAUCCAACAAAUAUUGUGGCUCAACAUGUUUCUAGGUGCACCCAUUAUCCCAAAACCAUCAAACACCAUGUGGAUGAAGAUAAUUUGAGUAGGGUUUUAUUGAUGGGAAACCCGAUAUAUGCGAUUCGUUAUUUUGCACGCCAUAUGCUUGAUGAAAUGCCAAGUAGGGAUCUUGGGCAUGUUCUUUAAAGAAAGGUGCACCAUGAAUCAAGAGUAUUCAUCAUAUGAUCAUGAUACAAAGACUUGUAUAUACUAGAUCCUGAUCAUGGAUUGUCUUAUGCUAAAAUUUUGUCCAAGGUUUGGAUGAUGGGGUCUGUAAAUCUUGUUUGAUGAAGUGAUUCCGAAGUUGAUUGAGCUUAAAUGUCAGUGUUUUCAGUGCUUCAAGGUGCCAUGGGAGGAGCUGGUUGUGAAUCUGCUGUUGAUGAGGUUUGCAAUCAUGGCUUCACAACUAUUUUGGCUCAAGAAGGAAUUCACCAACUCUUAUCUGGUGAACAAAAGGUACCGUUACCAUCGGGUGAAGACAAGAUGAUUUGCUUAUUGUUCUCUGCAAACUGGAGUCGGCCGUGUAAGGCUUUUAUUCCACAAUUGGUGCAAGCGUAUAACGUGCUAAAAGACACCAGCCGAGAGCUAGAAGUUAUUUUUGUAUCCUUUGAUCGAGAUGAAAAUGGAUUUAAAGAACACUCUAAGACCAUGCCAUGGCUUGUGGUUCCAUUUGAUGUCAAAUUACAGAAGAUUCUUGGAAAUCUGUACAAAGUUAAUCAGAUCCCAUCGUUUAUACCAUUGGGUGUUGAUCCAAAAGUGCUCGCAAAAGAUGCAGUCGGGUUGAUAAAGGACUAUGGUGCCGAUGCAUUUCCCUUCACCAAGAAAAGCCAUGAAGAGUUGAAGGCUAUCGAUGAAGCAAAGCGUCAAGGAGGGAAGUUGGAUGAACUUUUUAAUGGAACUAAAAACUCCUUUAUCUCCAACAAAGGUGUAAAGAUACAUCCAUCGGAGCUUGUUGGCCAGACGAUAGGUCUAUACUUUGGUGCACAUUGGUGUCCACCUUGUCGUGAUUUCACCACCCAACUCGUUGAAGCAUAUAACGACAUUAUCAAGAAUGCAAAUCAAGAAUUUGAAGUCAUUUUUAUCUCAACCGAUAGAGACCAUAAAGAGUUUGACCUCAGCCUAACCAAGAUGCCAUGGCUAGCCAUCCCUUUCGAUGAUAAGUCAAGGCAAGACCUCUGUAGGAUUUUUGAAAUCAAAUGGAUCCCGAGUUUGAUACUGCUAGGACCAGAUGGGCGAACGAUUAGCACAAAUGGGCGAGCGAUGAUUUCGUUAUAUGGUGCUCGUGGCUUCCCGUUUACUGAACCAAAGAUCUUGGAGAUAGAAGCUUCAUUAACGAUGGAAGGAGAUGGAUUGCGUCAAGAAGUUAAGGACUGUAAGCAUGAACACAUUCUUAAACUGGAGAUGCCCAAAGCAUACAUUUGUGAUUUCUGCAAGAAACGUGGGACGUUUUGGGCGUUUUCAUGUGAUGUUUGUGGCUACGAUCUUCAUCCAACGUGCAUAGAAGAAACCCUUUAGGAUAUGUCUACGUGUUCUAAUAGACUACUUAAUAGGACUUAAAUUUAGAGGACUAAACAAUUGUAUAUCAUGUAUAAAUGUAUUACAAUAAAUUUAUAUAACACUUCUGGGGCCGUAACAUGUUUUGUAGAAC
Messenger RNA from Cynara cardunculus var. scolymus (artichoke), 1734 nucleotides. Its product is annotated as probable nucleoredoxin 3. Gene Ontology annotation, molecular function: thioredoxin-disulfide reductase (NADPH) activity. Bases 405 to 1601 code for a protein of 398 amino acids. The record is from RefSeq and is a predicted model, not a curated record. The transcript has 4 exons. NCBI's taxonomy places the organism in Eukaryota, Viridiplantae, Streptophyta, Magnoliopsida, Asterales, Asteraceae.